AUGUUACACUACACAAAGGUUGCACCAACACCCCAUUCUCCCGCUUUUCAUCACCCCGCCCCAUUCUCCCGCUUUCCAUCACCCCGCCCCAUUCUCCCGCUUUCCAUCACCCCGCCCCAUUCUCCCGCUUUCCAUCACUCCGCCCCAUUCUCCCGCUUUCCAUCACCCCGCCCCAUUCUCCCGCUUUCCAUCACCCCGCCCCAUUCUCCCUCCUUCCAUCACCCCGCCUCAUUCUCCCGCUUCCCAUCAUCCCGCCCCAUUCCCCCGCUUUCCAUCACCUCUCCCUCCUUCCAUCACCCCGCCCCAUUCUCCCGAAUUCCAUCACCCCACCCCAUUCUCCCGCUUUCUAUCACCCCACCCCAUUCUCUCGCUUUCCAUCACCCCGCCCUAUUCUUCUGCUUUCCAUCACCCCGCCCCAUUCUCCUGCUUUCCAUCACCCCGCCCCAUUCACCCGCUUUCCAUCAUCCGCCCCAUUCUCCUGCUUUCCAUCACCCCACUCCAUUCUCCCGCUUUCCAUCACUCCGCUUCAUUCUCCCGCUUUCAAACACCGCACCCCAUUCUCCCGUUUUCCAUCACCUCGCCCCAUUCUCCCGCUUUCCAUCACCCCGCCCCAUUCUCCCGCUUUCCAUCACUCCGCCCCAUUCUCCCGCUUUUCAUCACCCCGCCCCAUUCUCCCGCUUUCCAUCACCCCGCCCCAUUCUCCUUCCUUCCAUCACCCCGCCUCAUUCUCCCGCUUCCCAUCAUCCCGCCCCAUUCCCCCGCUUUCCAUUACCUCUCCCUCCUUCCAUCACCCCGCCCCAUUCUCCCGAAUUCCAUCACCCCACCCCAUUCUCCCGCUUUCAAUCACCCCACCCCAUUCUCUCGCUUUCCAUCACCCCGCCCCAUUCUCCCGCUUUCGAUCACCCCGCCCCAUUGUCCCGCUUUCCAUCACCCCGCCCCAUUCUCCCACUUUCCAUCACUUCAGCCUAUUCUCCUGCUUUCCAUCUCCCCGCCCCAUACUCCCGCUUUCCAUCACCCCGCUCCAUUCUCCUGCUUUCCAUCACCCCGCCCCAUUCUCCCGCUUUCUAUCGCCCCGCCCCAUUCUCCCUCCUUCCAUCACCCCGCCCCAUUCUCCCGCUUUCCAUCACCCCGCCCCAUUCUCCCCCUUUCCAUGACCCUGCCCUAUUCACCCGCUUUCCAUCACCCCGCCCCCUUCUCCCGCUUUCCAUCACCCCGCCCCAUUCUCCCGAUUUCCAUCACCCCGCCCUAUUCACCCGCUUUCCAUCACCCCUCCCCAUUCUCCCUCCUUCUAUCACCCCGCCCCAUUCUCCCGCUUUCCAUUACCCGCCCCAUUCUCCCGCUUUCCAUCACCUCGCCUUAUCUCCCACUUUCCAUCACCCCGCUCUAUUCUUCUGCUUUCCAUCACCCCGCCCCAUUCUCCUGCUUUCCAUCACCCCGCCCCAUUCACCCGCUUUCCAUCACCCGCCCCAUUCUCCUGCGUUCCAUCACCCCACUCCAUUCUCCCGCUUUCCAUCACUCUGCUUCAUUCUCCCGCUUUCCAUCACCCCGCCCCAUUCUCCUGCUUUCCAUCACCCCGCCCCAUUCUCCCUCCUUCCAUCACUCAGCCUCAUUCUCCCUCCCUCCAUCACCCCUCCCCAUUCUCCCGCUUUCCAUCACCCCGCCCCAUUCUCCCGCUUUCCAUCGCCCAGCCCCAUUCUCCCACUUUCCAUCACCCCGCCUUAUUUUCCCGCUUUCUAUCACCCCGCCCCAUUCUCAAGCUUUCCAUCACCAUGCCCCAAUCUCCCGCUUUCCAUCACCCCGCCCCAUUCUCCCUCCUUCCAUCACCCCGCCCCAUUCUCCCGCUUUCCAUCACCCCGCCCCAUUCUCCCGCUUUCCAGAACCCCUCCUCAUUCUCCCUCCUUCCAUCACCCGCCCCAUUCUCUCUCCUUCCAUCACCCCGCCCCAUUCUCCCUCCUUCCAUCACCCCGCCCCAUUCUCCCGCUUUCCAUCAGCCCACCCCAUUCUACCACUUUCCAUCACCCCGCCCCAUUCUCCCGCUUUCCAUCACCCCGCCCCAUUCUCCCGCUUUCGAUCACCCCGCCCCAUUCUCCGGCUUUCCAUCACCCCGCCCCAUUCUCCCGCUUUCCACCACUCCGCCCCAUUCUCCCGCUUUCCAUCACCCCGCCCCAUUCUCCCGCUUUCCAUCACCCCGCCCCAUUCUCCCGCUUUCCAUCACCCCGCCCCAUUCUCCUGCUUUCCAUCACCCCGCCCCAUUCUCCCGCUUUCCAUCACCACGCCCCAUUCUCCCUCCUUCCAUCACCCCGCCCCAUUCUCCCGCUUUCCAUCACCCCGCCCCAUUCUCCCUCCUUUCAUCACCCCGCCUCAUUCUACCUCCUUCCAUCACCCCGCCCCAUGCUCCCGCUUUCCACCACCCCGCCCCAUUCUCCCGCUUUUCAUCACCCGCCCCAUUCUCCCACUUUCCAUCACCCCGCCCCAUUCUCCCGCUUUCCAUCAUCCCGCCCCAUUCUCCCUCCUUCCAUCACCCCGCCCCAUUCUCCCGCUUUCCAUCAGCCCACCCCAUUCACCCGCUUUCCAUCACACCGCCCCAUUCUCCCGCUUUCCAUCACCCCGCCCCAUUCUCCCGCUUUCCAUCAUCCCGCCCCUUUCUCCCAUCACCCCGCCCCAUUCUCCCGCUUUCCAUCACCACGCCCCAUUCUCCCGCUUUCCAUCACCCCGCCCCAUUCUCCCACUUUCCAUCACUCCGCCCCAUUCUCCCGCUUUCCAUCACCCCGCCCCAUUCUCCUUCUUUCCAUCACCCCGCCCCAUUCUUCUCCUUCCAUCACCCCGCCUCAUUCUACCUCCUUCCAUCACCCCGCCCCAUUCUCCUGCUUUCCAUCACCCCGCCCCAUUCUCCCUCCUUCCAUCACUCCGCCUCAUUCUCCCUCCUUCCAUCACCCCGCCCCAUUCUCCCGCUUUCCAUCACCCCGCCCCAUUCUCCUGCUUUCCAUCACCCAGCCCCAUUCUCCCACUUUCCAUCACCCCGCCUUAUUUUCCCGCUUUCUAUCACCCCGCCCCAUUCUCACGCUUUCCAUCACCAUGCCCCAAUCUCCUGCAUUCCAUCACCCCGCCCCAUUCUCCCUCCUUCCAUCACCCCGCCCCAUUCUCCCGCUUUCCAUCACCCCGCCCCAUUCUCCCGCUUUCCAUAUCCCCGCCUCAUUCUCCCUCCUUCCAUCACCCGCCCCAUUCUCCCUCCUUCCAUCACCCCGCCCCAUUCUCCCUCCUUCAAUCACCCUGCCGUAUUCUCCCGCUUUCCAUCAGCCCACCCCAUUCUCCCAUUUUCCAUCACCCCGCCCCAUUCUCCCGCUUUCCAUCACCCCGCCCCAUUCUCCCGCUUUCGAUCACCCCGCCCCAUUCUCCCGCUUUCCAUCACCCCGCCCCAUUCUCCCGCUUUCCAUCACCCCGCCCCAUUCUCCCGCUUUCCAUCACCCCGCCCCAUUCUCCCUGUUUCCAUCACCUCGUCCCAUUCUCCCUCUUUUCAUCUCCCCGCCCCGUUUCCCGCUUUCCAUCACCCCGCCUCAUUCUCCCUCUUUCCAUCACCCCGCCCCAUUCUCCCGCCUUUCAUCACCUGCCCCAUUCCUCCCGCUUUCCAUCACCCCGCCCAAUUCUCCCGCUUUCCAUCACCCCGCCCCGUUCUCCCUCUUUCCAUCACCCCGCCCCAUUCUCCCGCUUUCCAUCACCCCGCCCCAUUCUCCCGCUUUCCAUCACCCCACCCCAUUCUCCCUCUUUCCAUCACCCCGCCCCAUUCUCCCUCUUUCCAUCACCCCGCCCCAUUCUCCCGGCUUUCAUCACCCCGCCCCAUUCUCCCGCUUUCCAUCACCCCGCCCAAUUCUCCCGCUUUCCAUCACCCCGCCCCAUUCUCCCGCCUUCCAUCACCCCGCCCCAUUCUCCCUCUUUCCAUCACCCCGCCCCAUUCUCACGCUUUCCAUCACCCUGCCCCAAUCUCCCUCUUUCCAUCACCCCGCCCCAUUCUCCCACUUUCCGACACCCCGCCCCAUUCUCCCUCUAUCCAUCACCCCGCCUUAUUCUCCCGUUUUCCAUCACCCCGCCCCAUUCUCCCGAUUUCCAUCACCCCGCCCCAUUCCCCCGCUUUCCAUCACCCCGCCCCAUUCUUCCGAUUUCCAUCACCCCGCCCCAUUCUCCUGCUUUCCAUCACCCCGCCCCAUUCUCCCACUUUCCAUCACCCUGCCCCAUUCUCACUCUUUCCAUCACCCCUACCCAUUCUCCCUCUUUCCAUCACCCCGCCCCAUUCUCCUGCUUUCUAUCUCCCCGCCCCAUUCUCCCUCUAUCCAUCACCCCGCCCCGUUCUCCCGCCUUCCAUCACCCCGCCCCAUUCCCCAUCUUUCCAUCACCCUGCCCAGUUCUCCCCCUUUCCAUCACCCCGCCCCAUUCUCCCGCCAUCCAUCACCCCGCCCCAUUCUCCCUCUUUCCAUCACCCCGCCCCAUUCUCUCGCUUUCCAUCACCCCGCCCCAUUUUCCCGAUUUCCAUCACCCCGCCCCAUUCUCCCGCUUUCCAUCACCCCGCCCCAUUCUCCCGCUUUCCAUCACCCCGCCCCAUUCUCCCGCUUUCCAUCACCCCGCCCCAUUCUCCCGCUUUCCAUCACCCCGCCCCAUUCUCCUGAUUUCCAUCACCCUGCCCCAUUCACCCGCUUUCCAUCACCCCUCCCCAUUCUCCCUCCUUCUAUCACCCCGCCCCAUUCUCCCGCUUUCGAUCGCCCCGCCCCAUUCUCCCUCCUUCCAUCACCCCGCCCCAUUCUCCCGCUUUCCAGCACCCCGCCCCAUUCUCCCGCUUUCCAUCACCCCGCCCCAUUCUCCCGCUUUCCAUCACCCCGCCCCAUUGUCCCGCUUUCCAUCACCCCGCCCCAUUCUCCUGAUUUCCAUCACCCUGCCCCAUUCACCCGCUUUCCAUCACCCCUCCCCAUUCUCCCUCCUUCUAUCACCCCGCCUCAUUCUCCCGCUUUCGAUCGCGCCGCCCUAUUCUCCCUCCUUCCAUCACCCCGCCCCAUUCUCCCGCUUUCCAUCACCCCGCCCCAUUCUCCCGCUUUCCAUCACCCCGCCCCAUUCUCCCGCUUUCCAUCACCCCGCCCCAUUCUCCCGCUUUCCAUCACCCCGCCCCAUUCUCCUGAUUUCCAUCACCCUGCCCUAUUCACCCGCUUUCCAUCACCCCUCCCCAUUCUCCCUCCUUCUAUCACCCCGCCUCAUUCUCCCGCUUUCGAUCGCCCCGCCCCAUUCUCCCUCCUUCCAUCACCCCGCCCCAUUCUCCCGCUUUCCAUCACCCCGCCCCAUUCUCCCGCUUUCCAUCACCCCGCCCCAUUCUCCCGCUUUCCAUCACCCCGCCCCAUUCUCCCGCUUUCCAUCACCCCGCCCCAUUCUCCUGAUUUCCAUCACCCUGCCCCAUUCACCCGCUUUCCAUCACCCCUCCCCAUUCUCCCUCCUUCUAUCACCCCGCCUGAUUCUCCCGCUUUCGAUCGCGCCGCCCUAUUCUCCCUCCUUCCAUCACCCCGCCCCAUUCUCCCGCUUUCCAUCACCCCGCCCCAUUCUCCUGCUUUCCCUCACCCUGCCCCAUUCACCCGCUUUCCAUCACCCCGCCCCAUUCUCCCGCUUUCCAUCACCCCGCCCCAUUCUCCCGAUUUCCAUCACCCCGCCCCAUUCACCCGCUUUCCAUCACCCCGCCCCAUUCUCCCGCUUUCUAUCACCCCGCCCCAUUCUCCCGCUUUCCAUUACCCGCCCCAUUCUCUCGCUUUCCAUCACCUUGCCCCAUCUCCCGCUUUCCAUCACCCCGCCCUAUUCUGCUGCUUUCCUUCACCCCGCCCCAUUCUCCCCCAUUCUCCCACUUUCCAUCACCCCGCCUUAUUUUCCCGCUUUCUAUCACCCCGCCCCAUUCUCAUGCUUUCCAUCACCAUGCCCCAAUCUCCCGCUUUCCAUCAGCCCACCCCAUUCUCCCAUUUUCCAUCACCCCGCCCCAUUCUCCCGCUUUCUAUCACCCCGCCCCAUUCUCCCGCUUUUGAUCACCCCGCCCCAUUCUCCCGCUUUCGAUCACCCCGCCCCAUUCUCCCGCUUUCCAUCACCCCGCCCCAUUCUCCCGCUUUCCACGACCCCGCCCCAUUCUCCCGCUUUCCAUCACCCCGCCCCAUUCUCCCUGUUUCCAUCACCUUGCCCCAUUCUCCCUCUUUCCAUCUCCCCGCCCCAUUUCCCGCUUUCCAUCACCCCGCCCCAUUCUCCCUCUUUCCAUCACCCCGCCCCAUUCUCUCGCCUUUCAUCACCUGCCCCAUUACUCCCGCUUUCCAUCACCGCGCCCGAUUCUCCCGCUUUCCAUCACCCCGCCCCGUUCUCCCUCUUUCCAUCACCCCGCCCCAUUCUCCCGCUUUCCAUCACCCCGCCCCAUUCUCUCGCUUUCCAUCACCCCACCCCAUUCUCCCUCUUUCCAUCACCCCGCCCCAUUCUCCCUCUUUCCAUCACCCCGCCCCAUUCUCCCGCCUUUCAUCACCCCGCCCCAUUCUCCCGCUUUCCAUCACCCCGCCCAAUUCUCCCGCUUUCCAUCACCCCGCCCCAUUCUCCCGCCUUCCAUCACCCCGCCCCAUUCUCCCUCUUUCCAUCACUCCGCCCCAUUCUCAGGCUUUCCAUCACCCUGCCCCAAUCUCCCUCUUUCCAUCACCCCGCCCCAUUCUCCCACUUUCCAUCACCCCGCCCCAUUCUCCCUCUAUCCAUCACCCCGCCUUAUUCUCCCGUUUUCCAUCACCCCGCCCCAUUUUCCCGAUUUCCAUCACCCCGCCCCAUUCUCCCGCUUUCCAUCAUCCCGCCCUAUUCUUCCGGUUUCCAUCACCCCGCCCCAUUCUCCUGCUUUCCAUCACCCCGCCCCAUUCUCCCGCUUUCCAUCACCCUGCCCCAUUCUCACUCUUUCCAUCACCCCUCCCCAUUCUCCCUCUUUCCAUCACCCCGCCCCAUUCUCCUGCUUUCUAUCUCCCCGCCACAUUCUCCCUCUUUCCAUCACCCCGCCCCAUUCUCCCGCCUUCCAUCACCGCGCCCCAUUCUCCUGCUUUCUAUCUCCCCGCCCCAUUCUCCCGCUUUCCAUCACCUCGCCCCAUCUCUUGCUUUCCAUCACCCUGCCCUAUUCUUCUGCUUUCCAUCACCCCGCCCCAUUCUCCAGCUUUCCAUCACCCCGCCCCAUUCACCCGCUUUCCAUCACCCGCCCCAUUCUCCUGCUUUCCAUCACCCCACUCCAUUCUCCCGCUUUCCAUCACUCCGCUUCGUUCUCCCGCUUUCAAACACCGCACCCCAUUCUCCCGUUUUCCAUCACCUCGCCCCAUUCUCCCGCUUUCCAUCACCCCGCCCCAUUCUCCCGCUUUCCAUCACUCCGCCCCGUUCUCCCGCUUUCCAUCACCCCGCCCCAUUCUCCCGCUUUCCAUCACCCCGCCCCAUUCUCCUUCCUUCCAUCACCCCGCCUCAUUCUCCCGCUUCCCAUCAUCCCGCCCCAUUCCCCCGCUUUCCAUCACCUCUCCCUCCUUCCAUCACCCCGCCCCAUUCUCCCGAAUUCCAUCACCCCACCCCAUUCUCCCGCUUUCUAUCACCCCACCCCAUUCUCUCGCUUUCCAUCACCCCGCCCCAUUCUCCCGCUUUCCAUCACCCCGCCCCAUUGUCCCGCUUUCCAUCACCCCGCCCCAUUCUCCCACUUUCCAUCACUUCAGCCUAUUCUCCCGCUUUCCAUCUCCCCGCCCCAUACUCCCGCUUUCCGUCACCCCGCUCCAUUCUCCUGCUUUCCAUCACCCCGCUCCAUUCUCCCGCUUUCGAUCGCCCCGCCCCAUUCUCCCUCCUUCCAUCACCCCGCCCCAUUCUCCCGCUUUCCAUCACCCCUCCCCAUUCUCCCCCUUUCCAUCACCCUGCCCUAUUCACCCGCUUUCCAUCACCCCGCCCCAUUCUCCCGCUUUCCAUCACCCCGCCCCAUUCUCCCGAUUUCCAUCACCCCGCCCCAUUCACCCGCUUUCCAUCACCCCUCCCCAUUCUCCCUCCUUCUAUCACCCCGCCCCAUUCUCCCGCUUUCCAUUACCCGCCCUAUUCUCCCGCUUUCCAUCACCUCGCCCCAUCUCCCGCUUUCCAACACCCCGCUCUAUUCUUCUGGUUUCCAUCACCCCGCCCCAUUCUCCUGCUUUCCAUCACCCCGCCCCAUUCACCCGCUUUCCAUCACCCGCCCCAUUCUCCUGCGUUCCAUCACCCCACUCCAUUCUCCCGCUUUCCAUCACUCCGCUUCAUUCUCCCGCUUUCCAUCACCCCGCCCCAUUCUCCUGCUUUCCAUCACCCCGCCCCAUUCUCCCUCCUUCCAUCACUCUGCCUCAUUCUCCCUCCCUCCAUCACCCCGCCCCAUUCUCCCGCUUUCCAUCACCCCGCCCCAUUCUCCCGCUUUCCAUCGCCCAGCCCCAUUCUCCCACUUUCCAUCACCCCGCCUUAUUUUCCCGCUUUCUAUCACCCCGCCCCAUUCUCACGCUUUCCAUCACCAUGCCCCAAUCUCCCGCUUUUCAUCACCCUGCCCCAUUCUCCCUCCUUCCAUCACCCCGCCCCAUUCUCCCGCUUUCCAUCACCCCGCCCCAUUCUCCCGCUUUCCAGAACCCCUCCUCAUUCUCCCUCCUUCCAUCACCCGCCCCAUUCUCCCUCCUUCCAUCACCCCGCCCCAUUCUCCCUCCUUCCAUCACCCCGCCCCAUUCUCCCGCUUUCCAUCAGCCCACCCCAUUCUACCACUUUCCAUCACCCCGCCCCAUUCUCCCGCUUUCCAUCACCCUGCCCCAUUCUCCCGCUUUCGAUCACCCCGCCCCAUUCUCCCGCUUUCCAUCACCCCGCCCCAUUCUCCCGCUUUCCAUCACCCCGCCCCAUUCUCCCACUUUCCAUCACCCCGCCCCAUUCUCCCGCUUUCCAUCACCCCGCCCCAUUCUCCCGCUUUCCAUCACCCCGCCCCAUUCUCCUGCUUUCCAUCACCCCGCCCCAUUCUCCCGCUUUCCAUCACCACGCCCCAUUCUCCCUCCUUCCAUCACCCCGCCCCAUUCUCCCGCUUUCCAUCACCCCGCCUCAUUCUACCUCCUUCCACCACCCCGCCCCAUUCUCCCGCUUUUCAUCACCCGCCCCAUUCUCCCACUUUCCAUCACCCCGCCCCAUUCUCCCGCGUUCCAUCAGCCCGCCCCAUUCUCCCUCCUUCCAUCACCUCGCCCCAUUCUCCCGCUUUCCAUCAGCCCACCCCAUUCACCCGCUUUCCAUCACACCGCCCCAUUCUCCCGCUUUCCAUCACCCCGCCCCAUUCUCCCGCUUUCCAUCACCCCGCCCCUUUCUCCCAUCACCCCGCCCCAUUCUCCCGCUUUCAAUCACCACGCCCCAUUCUCCCGCUUUCCAUCACCCCGCCCCAUUCUCCUACUUUCCAUCACUCCGCCCCAUUCUCCCGCUUUCCAUCACCCCGCCCCAUUCUCCUUCUUUCCAUCACCCCGCCCCAUUCUUCUCCUUCCAUCACCCCGCCUCAUUCUACCUCCUUCCAUCACCCCGCCCCAUUCUCCCGCUUUCCAUCACCCCGCCCCAUUGUCCCGCUUUCCAUCACCCCGCCCCAUUCUCCCACUUUCUAUCACCCCAGCCUAUUCUCCCGCUUUCCAUCUCCCCGCCCCAUUCUCCCGCUUUCCAUCACCCCGCCCCAUUCUCCCGCUUUCCAUCACCCCGCCCCAUUCUCCCGCUUUCGAUCGCCCCGCCCCAUUCUCCCUCCUUCCAUCACCCCGCCCCAUUCUCCCGCUUUCCAUCACCCCGCCCCAUUCUCCUGAUUUCCAUCACCCUGCCCCAUUCACCCGCUUUCCAUCACCCCGCCCCAUUCUCCCGCUUUCCAUCACCCCGCCCCAUUCUCCCGAUUGCCAUCACCCCGCCCCAUUCACCCGCUUUCCAUCACCCCUCCCCAUUCUCCCUCAGUCUAUCACCCUGCCCCAUUCUCCCGCUUUCCAUUACCCGCCCCAUUUUCUCGCUUUCCAUCACCUCGCCCCAUCUCCUGCUUUCCAUCACCCCGCCCUAUUCUUCUGCUUUCCAUCACCCCGCCCCAUUCUCCUGCUUUCCAUCACCCCGCCCCAUUCACCCGCUUUCCAUCACCCGACCCAUUCUCCUGCUUUCCAUCACCCCACUCCAUUCUCCCGCUUUCCAUCACUCCGCUUCAUUCUCUCGCUUUCCAUCACCCCGCCCCAUUCUCCUGCUUUCCAUAACCCCGCCCCAUUCUCCCUCCUUCCAUCACUCCGCCUCAUUCUCCCUCCUUCCAUCACCCCGCCCCAUUCUCCCGCUUUCCAUCACCUCGCCCCAUUCUCCUGCUUUCCAUCACCCAGCCCCAUUCUCCCACUUUCCAUCACCCCGCCUUAUUUUCCCGCUUUCUAUCACCCCGCCCCAUUCUCACGCUUUCCAUCACCAUGCCCCAAUCUCCCGCUUUCCAUCACCCCGCCCCAUUCUCCCUCCUUCCAUCACCCCGCCCCAUUCUCCCGCUUUCCAUCACCCCGCCCCAUUCUCCCGCUUUCCAUAACCCCGCCUCAUUCUCCCUCCUUCCAUCACCCGCCCCAUUCUCCCUCCUUCCAUCACCCCGCCCCAUUCUCCCUCCUUCCAUCACCCCGCCCCAUUCUCACGCUUUCCAUAAGCCCACCCCAUUCUCCCAUUUUCCAUCACCCCGCCCCAUUCUUCCCCUUUCCAUCACCCCGCCCCAUUCUCCCGCUUUCGAUCACCCCGCCCCAUUCUCCCGCUUUCCAUCACCCCGCCCCAUUCUCCCGCUUUCCAUCACCCCUCCCCAUUCUCCCGCUUUCCAUCACCCAGCCCCAUUCUCCCUGUUUCCAUCACCUCGCCCCAUUCUCCCUCUUUUCAUCUCCCCGCCCCAUUUCCCGCUUUCCAUCACCCCGCCCCAUUCUCCCUCUUUCCAUCACCCCGCCCCAUUCUCCCGCCUUUCAUCACCUGCCCCAUUCCUCCCGCUUUCCAUCACCCCACCCAAUUCUCCCGCUUUCCAUCACCCCGCCCCGUUCUCCCUCUUUCCAUCACCCCGCCCCAUUCUCCCGCUUUCCAUCACCCCGCCCCAUUCUCCCGCUUUCCAUCACCCCACCCCAUUCUCCCUCUUUCCAUCACCCCGCCCCAUUCUCCCUCUUUCCAUCACCCCGCCCCAUUCUCCCGGCUUUCAUCACCCCGCCCCAUUCUCCCGCUUUCCAUCACCCCGCCCAAUUCUCCCGCUUUCCAUCACCCUGCCCCAUUCUCCCGCCUUCCAUCACCCCGCCCCAUUCUCCCUCUUUCCAUCACCCCGCCCCAUUCUCACGCUUUCCAUCACCCUGCCCCAAUCUCCCUCUUUCCAUCACCCCGCCCCAUUCUCCCACUUUCCAUCACCCCGCCCCAUUCUCCCUCUAUCCAUCACCCCGCCUUAUUCUCCCGUUUUCCAUCACCCCGCCCCAUUCUCCCGAUUUCCAUCACCCCGCCCCAUUCUUCCGAUUUCCAUCACCCCGCCCCAUUCUCCUGCUUUCCAUCACCCCGCCUUAUUCUCCCGCUUUCCAUCACCCUGCCCCAUUCUCCUGCUUUCCAUCACCCCGCCCCAUUCUCCCGCUUUCCAUCACCACGCCCCAUUCUCCCUCCUUCCAUCACCCCGCCCCAUUCUCCCGCUUUCCAUCACCCCGCCCCAUUCUCCCUCCUUUCAUCACCCCGCCUCAUUCUACCUCCUUCCACCACCCCGCCCCAUUCUCCCGCUUUUCAUCACCCGCCCCAUUCUCCCACUUUCCAUCACCCCGCCCCAUUCUCCCGCGUUCCAUCACCCCGCCCCAUUCUCCCUCCUUCCAUCACCCCGCCCCAUUCUCCCGCUUUCCAUCAGCCCACCCCAUUCACCCACUUUCCAUCACACCGCCCCAAUCUCCCGCUUUCCAUCACCCCGCCCCAUUCUCCCGCUUUCCAUCACCCCGCCCCUUUCUCCCAUCACCCCGCCCCAUUCUCCCGCUUUCAAUCACCACGCCCCAUUCUCCCGCUUUCCAUCACCCCGCCCCAUUCUCCUACUUUCCAUCACUCCGCCCCAUUCUCCCGCUUUCCAUCACCCCGCCCCAUUCUCUUUCUUUCCAUCACCCCGCCCCAUUCUUCUCCUUCCAUCACCCCGCCUCAUUCUACCUCCUUCCAUCACCCCGCCCCAUUCUCCCGCUUUCCAUCACCCCGCCCCAUUGUCCCGUCUAUCACCCUGCCCCAUUCUCCCGCUUUCCAUUACCCGCCCCAUUCUCUCGCUUUCCAUCACCUCGCCCCAUCUCCUGCUUUCCAUCACCCCGCCCUAUUCUUCUGCUUUCCAUCACCCCGCCCCAUUCUCCUGCUUUCCAUCACCCCGCCCCAUUCACCCGCUUUCCAUCACCCGACCCAUUCUCCUGCUUUCCAUCACCCCGCCCCAUUCUCCCUCCUUCCAUCACUCCGCCUCAUUCUCCCUCCUUCCAUCACCCCGCCCCAUUCUCCCGCUUUCCAUCACCCCGCCCCAUUCUCCUGCUUUCCAUCACCCAGCCCCAUUCUCCCACUUUCCAUCACCCCGCCUUAUUUUCCCGCUUUCUAUCACCCCGCCCCAUUCUCACGCUUUCCAUCACCAUGCCCCAAUCUCCCGCUUUCCAUCACCCCGCCCCAUUCUCCCUCCUUCCAUCACCCCGCCCCAUUCUCCCGCUUUCCAUCACCCCGCCCCAUUCUCCCGCUUUCCAUAACCCCGCCUCAUUCUCCCUCCUUCCAUCACCCGCCCCAUUCUCCCUCCUUCCAUCACCCCGCCCCAUUCUCCCUCCUUCCAUCACCCCGCCCCAUUCUCACGCUUUCCAUAAGCCCACCCCAUUCUCCCAUUUUCCAUCACCCCGCCCCAUUCUUCCCCUUUCCAUCACCCCGCCCCAUUCUCCCGCUUUCGAUCACCCCGCCCCAUUCUCCCGCUUUCCAUCACCCCGCCCCAUUCUCCCGCUUUCCAUCACCCAGCCCCAUUCUCCCUGUUUCCAUCACCUCGCCCCAUUCUCCCUCUUUUCAUCUCCCCGCCCCAUUUCCCGCUUUCCAUCACCCCGCCCCAUUCUCCCUCUUUCCAUCACCCCGCCCCAUUCUCCCGCCUUUCAUCACCUGCCCCAUUCCUCCCGCUUUCCAUCACCCCACCCAAUUCUCCCGCUUUCCAUCACCCCGCCCCGUUCUCCCUCUUUCCAUCACCCCGCCCCAUUCUCCCGCUUUCCAUCACCCCGCCCCAUUCUCCCGCUUUCCAUCACCCCACCCCAUUCUCCCUCUUUCCAUCACCCCGCCCCAUUCUCCCUCUUUCCAUCACCCCGCCCCAUUCUCCCGGCUUUCAUCACCCCGCCCCAUUCUCCCGCUUUCCAUCACCCCGCCCAAUUCUCCCGCUUUCCAUCACCCCGCCCCAUUCUCCCGCCUUCCAUCACCCCGCCCCAUUCUCCCUCUUUCCAUCACCCCGCCCCAUUCUCACGCUUUCCAUCACCCUGCCCCAAUCUCCCUCUUUCCAUCACCCCGCCCCAUUCUCCCACUUUCCAUCACCCCGCCCCAUUCUCCCUCUAUCCAUCACCCCGCCUUAUUCUCCCGUUUUCCACCACCCCGCCCCAUUCUCCCGAUUUCCAUCACCCCGCCCCAUUCUUCCGAUUUCCAUCACCCCGCCCCAUUCUCCUGCUUUCCAUCACCCCGCCCCAUUCUCCCGCUUUCCAUCACCCUGCCCCAUUCUCACUCUUUCCAUCACCCCUCCCCAUUCUCCCUCUUUCCAUCACCCCGCCCCAUUCUCUUGCUUUCUAUCUCCCCGCCCCAUUCUCCCUCUUUCCAUCACCCCGCCCCAUUCUCUCGCCUUCCAUCACCCCGCCCCAUUCUCCAUCUUUCCAUCACCCUGCCCAGGUCUCCCCCUUUCCAUCACCCCGCCCCAUUCUCCCGCCAUCCAUCACCCCGCCCCAUUCUCCCACUUUCCAUCACCCCGCCCCAUUCUCUCGCUUUCCAUCACCCCGCCCCAUUUUCCCGAUUUCCAUCACCCCGCCCCAUUCUCCCUCCUUCCAUCAACCCGCCCCAUUCUCCCGCUUUCCAUCAGCCCGCCCCAUUCUCCCGCUUUCCAUCACCCCGCCCCUUUCUCCCGCUUUCCAUCUCCCUGCCCCAUUCUCCCGCUUUCCAUCACCCCGCCCCAUUCUCCCGCUUUCCAACACCCAGCCCCAUUCUCCCGCUUUCUGUCACCCCGCCCUAUUUUCCCGCUUUCCAUCACCCCGUCCCAUUCUCCCGCUUUCCAUCACCCUGCCCCAAUCUCCCGCUUUCCAUCACCCCACCCCAUUUUCCCUCCUUCCAUCACCCCGCCCCAUUCUCCCGCUUUCUAUCACCCCGCCCCAUUCUCCCGCUUUCCAUCACCCACCCUCAUUCUCCCGCUUUCCAUCACCCCGCCCCAUUCACCCGCUUUCCAUCACCCCGCCCCAUUCUCCCGCUUUCCAUCACCCCGCCCCAUUCUCCCUCCUUCCAUCUCCCCGCCCCAUUCUCCUGCUUUCCAUCACCCCGUCCCAUUCUCCCUCCUUCCAUCACCCCGCCCCAUUCUCCCUCCUUCCAUCACCCCGCCCCAUUCUCCUGCUUUUCAUCAGCCCGCCCCAUUCUCCCGCUUCCCAUAACACCACCCCCUUCUCCCGCUUUCGAUCACCCCGCCACAUUCUCCCGCUUUCUAUCACCCCGCCCCAUUCUCCCUCCUUCCAUCACCCCGCCCCAUUCUUCCGCUUUCCAUCAUCCCGCCCCAUUCUCCCUCCUUCCAUCACCCCGCCCCAUUCUCCCGCUUUCCAUCAUCCCGCCCCAUUCUCCCUCCUUCCAUCACCCCGCCCCAUUCUCCCGCUUUUCAUCACUCCGCCCCAUUCUCCCUCCUUCCAUCACCCCGCCCCAUUUUCCCUCCUUCCAUCACCCCGCCCCAUUCUCCGCUUUCCAUCACCCCGCCCCCUUCUCCCGCUUCCCAUAACCCCACCCUAUUCUCCCGCUUUCCAUCACCCCGCCACAUUCUCCCACUUUCCAUCACCCCGCCCCCUUCUCUCUCCCUCCAUCACCCCGCCCCGUUCUCCCUCCUUCCAUCACCCCGCCCCAUUCUCCCGCUUUCCGUCAGCCCGCCCCAUUCUCCCGCUUUCCAUCACCCCUCCCGUUUCUCCCACUUUCCAUCUCCCCGCCCCAUUCUCCCGCUUUCCAUCACCCCGCCCCAUUCUUCCGCUUUCCAUCAACCCGCCCCAUUCUUAUGCUUCCCAUCAUCCCGCCCCAUUCCCCCGCUUUCCAUCACCCCUCCUUAUUCUCCCUCCUUCCAUCACCCGGAUGGAAUUUGGGAGAAGGGGAUGGAAUCUGGAGAAGGGGAUGGAAUCUGGGAGAAGGGGAUGGAAUCUGGGAGAAGGGGAUGGAAUCUAG
Messenger RNA from Closterium sp. NIES-65, 15390 nucleotides. Lineage: Eukaryota; Viridiplantae; Streptophyta; Zygnematophyceae; Desmidiales; Closteriaceae. The record is from the annotation of a GenBank genome assembly.